This is a messenger RNA of Carassius auratus (goldfish), 1611 nucleotides long. Its product is annotated as claudin-7-A-like. Gene Ontology annotation, cellular component: bicellular tight junction; membrane. The record is from RefSeq and is a predicted model, not a curated record. The transcript has 4 exons. Bases 240 to 881 code for a protein of 213 amino acids. Lineage: Eukaryota; Metazoa; Chordata; Actinopteri; Cypriniformes; Cyprinidae. Gene Ontology annotation, molecular function: structural molecule activity.
GCGCCAGCCAGCCGUUACCCUCUCAUUCCCCUCCUAGACUACUACACUUCGGCAUCUGUAUUUUACGCAACACUUCGACUGGAAACACUGCGAGCUGACUGACAGACUGCCGUUUUUCCUCGGUCACUUUUCUUUCUCGGAGCGGUUCUUCAGAGAGUAACAGGUGCGGGACAGCAGCGGUGAGCGGAGUCAGACGUUUAUUGCCAACUGUUGCUCAAGUUGCCAUUAAGUGUCAAAAUAUGGCAAACUCGGGCGUUCAGUUGCUUGGAUUUGGUCUCUCUCUGAUUGGCAUCAUUGGACUGAUCGUGGGCACCAUCCUCCCGCAGUGGAAGAUGUCCGCGUACGUGGGGGACAGUAUUAUCACGGCAGUGGCCACUUACCAGGGACUGUGGAUGUCCUGCGCGUUUCAGAGCACCGGGCAACUUCAGUGCAAAAUCUACGACUCCAUUCUACAAUUAGACAGUGAACUUCAAGCGACCCGUGCUUUGAUGAUUGUGGGUAUCGUUGCAUCCAUUGCUGGUCUUGGUGUGGCCUGCAUGGGCAUGAAGUGCACCACUUGUGGAGCUGAUGACAAAGUUCGCAAGGCUCGUACGGCCAUAAUAGGGGGCAUCAUACUGUUAGUGGGAGCCCUCUGUGCACUUGUUGCCUGCUCAUGGUUUGCCCACAAUGUGAUCCGAGCUUUCUACAACCCUUUCACUCCAGUCAACACCAAGUUUGAGUUUGGAGCAGCUAUUUUCAUUGCCUGGGGCGGGUCAUUUCUUGAUGUUCUCGGUGGAGCCAUGUUGGCUGCCUCUUGCCCUCGAAGUAAACAAGUGUCAAAAUAUCCUAAAGGUAACCCUGCACAGUCUGCCAGCAGCAGCAACAACAAAGAGUAUGUGUGACCAAGACUGCCCCCCACUGGACAGAUACUGCACCAACUCCAGAAGGUGAAAUAUUUCUUCAACAAAAUAAUGAACUGAAUAAUGAAGGUUGAACUGCUGUCACUAAGGAAGACCACGGUUUACAAACGGUCUAAUGUCCCAUUAUAAAAAGGGCAAUUAGGUGUCCAAAAGUUCAAAUAGAUAAUGUAUUUACAAACUCUCUGGGAGUUUUGGAAAUGGAGGACUGGAGGAAUCUAGUGCUAGUUCAAACACUUACAGAUUGCUUUGAGCCCUCAGUGUUUCAAUGAAGAGAACAACUUGGUUGGUUUCUCUGUUUCAAAUAAGAGACACUUUGGUAGUGGGUCAUAUAUGUUGGUGUUUUCAAAGUGCCCACUAGAGAGCACUAUAACCAACACAAUAAGCAGGUGUUGCCCAAAAUGGAGGCAGAAUUUUUAUUUUUAAGAUUUGCUUGUUUUUGAUUAUUUAUCCCACAGAAAUGCUAACCUUUUAUAUACUCAUUUGAGUCAGUGUUAUGUAAUUCCAUGUAAUUGCAGAUGGUCAAAAAAUUAUUAACACUUAUUAGCUUAUAAACACAUUGCAGUAUUAACUCGCCACCUCAUGUUCAUUUUAUCAUCCAUGAGCCUAUCUGAAUAUCUUGUACUUAUAAAAGUUUCUUGAUAAUGGCAGUGUUAGUUAUUGUUAAUACACUUGUUUUACAUGCUUAUUUUCAAUAAAGUUGGCUUUAAUUGUA